Volvox carteri f. nagariensis is the source of this 3253-nucleotide messenger RNA. RefSeq lists its product as uncharacterized. Bases 20 to 3253 code for a protein of 1077 amino acids. The transcript has 12 exons. Gene Ontology annotation, molecular function: inositol monophosphate 1-phosphatase activity. The record is from RefSeq and is a predicted model, not a curated record. NCBI's taxonomy places the organism in Eukaryota, Viridiplantae, Chlorophyta, Chlorophyceae, Chlamydomonadales, Volvocaceae. Gene Ontology annotation, biological process: phosphatidylinositol phosphate biosynthetic process; inositol metabolic process; signal transduction.
CUGAUUUGUAUAUUAAACGAUGCAAGCCGGCCUAAGAUUUCCUAGGAGAAUGAACCUCAUAGCGAUUGGCGGGCUCGCAGCAGUACUCGUCGUCCCUUACUUCGUUGCUGCUUACAACGAAACAUUGUGUCAGGAAGAGCGCUCGUCAUGGUUGGAUGAGUAUCGUGAGUUCCACAAAGCUAACCGAGGGGCUCCGGGAGCUCGAUAUCUGGUCUAUUAUUGCGGACCUGGCCAAGAUUUGUGCGCAGGCACAGGCGACCGAGUUCGUGGCAUGCUCUACAUGCUGCGAGUCGCCGCUGUCCACCGCAUGGUCUUCCUGGCCCAAUGGGACAACCCCGUCAACCUGACAGUUCUCCUGUCUCCCAACGAGAUCGAUUGGCGGCCGGAAGGCCUGCCCACAGAAGUCAUCUCCAGGAUCGGCAAAGCACACAACACAUUUCCGGACAGGGAUUUUUUCGGCCUGUCUGAGUGGGGCAAUAAUCUGGAGCUUUGGAAGACCACGACAAUACACACAGCCACCGCCUGGCCAGCGUCAAUCGUCGACCAUCGUGUCUGGAACACGACGCUGUGGCCCCCCAACGGCUUUUUGACGCUCCUGGGGCCCCUUGGCGGUGUGCCACACGAGCAGGAGCAGCGUUGGACGAGUGAGUUCACCUGGUACAUAGACAUCAGCUCCUGCUGGUGGCACUUCGCCUUCAAACCCUCCGAGGCUGUGGAGGCCAAGGCCAAGGCUAAUCUGGAGGCUGCUUACUCGCUGCAAUCAGGCUCUGUGGCGCCUGCUUUUGUUGCCUGGCACUGGCGCACUGGCGGCCAGCAUGGCGAGACGGGCAUCAUACGUGCUGAGAACACGCAGUUUUUUCGUUCGCGCCUCCAGCAGCUCAUAUCCUGCAUCAACUGCGCACGCGCCAUGAUGCUGCUGAACGCGGUCACAGAGCCGCUGCUCCUGGUCACCGACCUCAAUCCCUUCAGGAAAUGGAUUCGUUCCGGCGCGAUGGGCCGCGGCGUGACCACACUUCCGUCCAUCGCACAGCAUGUGGACAUGGGCAACGCUCAAUUAGAUGCAUACAUCGAUAUUCUGGCGGAUGCGCUGGUUCUCAGUCGUGCCAAGUGCCUGCUGAUUUCGCAGUCAGGCUUCAGCAACACGGCACUCAUGUUACGGAAGGAGCCGCUGUGCUAUAGUCAUAUGGAUAUGUGCCUUUGGCAACAGGAGAGCUUCUUCGAGAACGUGAACAUGCACCACCACCGCAGGGUGCUCGGGACACGUGCCCCUGAGAGCGCUGAAUUAUUCAUCGCAGCUGAAAUCUUACAUAGUCGGCUCUGGGUCGUUCAUGAGGCCCUCGACCGGCCCCGCUCCAUCUCCUUCAAGGGCGCUACAGACCUGGUGACGGAGACGGACAAGGCCAGUGAGGAAGCCGUGUUGGCGGUGGGCCCCAUGCCUGGGUCACCCGGACCUUUGCGGCUCAUAAAGGCCGACCAACCACCUGCAACGGUAAACCCGUACGGGUCAGCGAGGUGGGUAUCGGAUGUACGGCGGUCCCUGUUGGUGACGGGUUUCGGGUACGAGCACGACGAGGCCUGGUCCGCGAACAUGGAGCUUUUCCGGGAGUUUACGGAUGUGUGUCAAGGUGUACGGCGGCUGGGGGCGGCGGCGGUUGACCUUUGUCAUCUCUCUAUGGGCGUCGUGGACGGUUAUUGGGAGUACCGCCUGAAGCCCUGGGACAUGGCGGCUGGGGUCAUCAUCGCGCAGGAGGCUGGGGCCACCAUCACCACCAUGGACGGUCGGCCCUUCUCCGUGUUCGAGCGGUCCAUGUUGGCGAGUAACGGCCACCUGCACCAGCAGAUGUUGGAUGGUACGGCACCCAAAACCCGGGCUCUCCUGGAGCGCGGUGUCGACCUGUCACCCUGGUUCGUACCGCUUGGCGUAAAAGUUGAGCAUGUGAAAAGUGAUUUCAACGUACCGGGAGGAUAUUAUGCACUGAAAUUUGAUUACGGGCAGGGGCCUCGGCCGACGUCAUCUUGCUAUGAGUACAGCCGAUCCAUUCCAGAGCCUUACACCGAACGCUACCGGCCACAAACCUCUUUGCCAAUGAUUAACGUCGGCAUCCCGCGGGCAUUCUGGCAGUGGCACGGCAACAUUUCCAGGGCUGACUUUGAACGAGCGAAGUCCUACGGCAUCUGCGAGAACUGCAUGCUACUCCAUUACAAAAUUGUGAACGGCAGGCUUUACACCGAAGAAGGCGCCGGGUCGCGCGUUCCGCACUCCAGGCAGCUGCAUUGGUUGGCAUGGGAGGAGAUGCUCAGCGUCAUUCUCUAUUUGUACCCCAUGCCGGAUAUGGAAUUUCUAUUGUUGUGGGACGACGAGUGCGCCAGCGGACUGCCCCUCAUCGCGCCCAACAUCUGUCGCCAGUUCCCGAAGGCUGGAUUCACAUUUCCAUCCUUCUCGGUUUGGUCGCAGUCACUGGGCCCUGUUCAGAUGGCCACCUACCAUUCCUGCAUCUGGAACAGCAGGUACCCACCGCAUACCCGCAAACCCAUGGCGGUGUGGAGGGGCAGCACGACCGGUGCACGAGUGACGACGACCCUUGAAAACCACAAGCAGGUCACCAGGUUGAAGCUGCACCUCCUAGCUCAGAACCACUCAGACAUCUUGGACGCGAAGAUCACCAUGUUCACGGAGGAGCUCCCCGACUCAGUCCGCAAGCUCUACAAACCAGGCAAACUAAUCGAACCCGAAGACUACAACCAGUACAGCGCGAUCAUCGAUGUGGAUGGACACAGCUGGAGCGACCGAUUCGGCAACUCCCUCAUCCACUACGCCACGCCCAUACUCAAAAUGGCCUCCAACCGAACGGGGUUCUUCGAGCACCUGUACGCCCCAGGCACGGCCUUCCAGCAAUUCAACAACAACCUGGAAGACCUCCCCGAAAAGGCCCGGAAGGUCAUCUCCGACGUUCAGCAGCUUUCCGGCGACUCGGAAUCUUUCCAGAUGGUUCGGAACAUGCACGCGACCUCCCAGUUGCUGAUGGACCACAUCGGUCUCGCGGAGGCCUUCGUGUAUUCGCUCCUGAAGUACUGGAGCCUGGUGACUUGGAAGCUCGACCCAAGUGACCUGGACGGCUUUGAGGAGGUGCCCAUGACGUGUUGUGCGCUGACGCGAGUACCGCCUGAGUUUGCGGUAGCUGUCACCACCCGCCUGAUGAGGAAGGUCCCCAGGAGGGGCAGCGGACGACCGUUACCAUCGAGUAGUUGGUAG